UGCAAUUCUGUGGAUCGUUUGCGCCGCUGCGACAUUUUGUGCCGAUUUAAACACUCGAUCCAGCUCUGCGAAGGUGAAUUUGUGAGCCUGAAUCGUUGGUUUUUGUUGCAGCUCCGCUGUGCGAUUUUUUGUGGGGUCCCGAAGUACGCUGAUCAGUAGCGCUGUAGAAGGUGACGUUAUGGCUACAAUUGAUCGCAAAUACAUUGUGGUGGGAGGAGGUGUAGCCGGGGGCUACGCUGCACGAGAGUUUGUCAAAUUGGGCUUGCAACCUGGAGAAUUGACCAUUUUCUCCAAAGAAGCGGCGGCACCUUAUGAGCGACCCGCCUUGAGCAAAGCUUACAUGUUCCCUGAGGCUGCUGCUAGGCUUCCAGGCUUCCAUGUCUGUGUAGGAAGCGGUGGAGAGAGACAGUUACCGGACUGGUAUGCCGAAAAAGGUAUUGAACUGAAACUGGAGUCUGAGAUUGUGAAGGCCGACCUAGAGAACAAGACUCUGACGACAGAUAAGGGAGAUGUCUACAGUUAUGGAACUCUGGUUAUUGCCACAGGCUCUACGUUCCUUAACCUUGCUGACUUCAAAACUGCUGGAGCCGACGCUAAAGGUAUUUACUACCUGAGAGAGGUGCAUGAAGCUGAUAAGCUUGUUGACGCCAUUAAAGCCAACAAGGGAGGUGAAGCAGUGGUUGUCGGUGGAGGUUACAUUGGGCUGGAAUUAGCUGCAUGCCUGACAAUCAAUAAGAUUAAAGUCACAAUGGUGUUCCCAGACCCAUGCUUCAUGCCUCGUUUGUUUACACCCGAGCUUGCCUCCUUCUAUGAGGGUUAUUACGAGAAUAAGGGUGUGAACAUCAUCAAGGGAACGUCUGUGACUGCUUUUGAGAAAGAUGAUAAUGGCCAUGUAUCGAAAGUAAUUCUGAAAGAUGGAAGAACGUUGGACAGCACUCUCGUGGUUGUGGGAGUUGGUGCAAAACCACUUUUGGGUCCUUUUAAGGGUUUGUUGGAGGAGGAGAAGGGUGGUAUUAAGGUUGAUGCCUCAUUCAAGACAAGUGACCCCAACGUGUACGCUGUAGGUGAUAUUGCGACGUUCCCAAUGAAGAUGUACGGCGACACUCGGCGAGUGGAGCAUGUGGAUCAUGCAAGGAAGUCGGCCAUGCAGGCUGUGCAGGCUAUCAAAGCUGCAGAGAAGGGCGAAGUCGUGGACGAGUACGAUUACCUGCCUUUCUUCUACUCUCGCUCCUUCGAUCUGUCGUGGCAGUUUUAUGGCGACAAUGUGGGUGAAACUGUGCAUUGGGGCCGAGAGGCUGGAACACCUGACUCAAAGUUUGGUGCUUACUGGGUUAAGGACAACAGGGUAAUGGGCGCCUUUUUGGAGGGUGGUUCACCUGAUGAAAACAAGUUAAUUGCCAAAGUUGCCCGAGAACAACCGUCUGUGAAUUCUACACAGGAUUUAGUAUCUGCUGGAUUAGGCUUCGCAUCCAAGGUAUAACCGGUUUGUAGUUCUCUCUAAAUCCAAUUAGUCACCGGCGGUGGUUGAAGAUACGUGCAGGGCGAUCAUAGCCAAACCACUGAUUUGUUUUGGUGGUGCGUUUCUCGUCUCAUACUGUAUUAGCCUGAAGCUAUUUGAGGUUUGUAUUUCAACACAUGCUCUCAUCUACAUUUUAGCUAAGCAAGUUUGGAUUACCUUGUGAUUCGAGUAGUUGUGCAACUGAAUACUUAAUUGCAUUUAUGGCAUUUAAUGGCAACUUCAAAACCAAUUUAUUUUAGGCUAGACUGUAUCUUUUUUAAUCAAAGAUGUAUGUUAUCAUUGAUGAA
This is a messenger RNA of Physcomitrium patens, 1806 nucleotides long. RefSeq names its product monodehydroascorbate reductase, seedling isozyme. The record is from RefSeq and is a predicted model, not a curated record. NCBI's taxonomy places the organism in Eukaryota, Viridiplantae, Streptophyta, Bryopsida, Funariales, Funariaceae. Gene Ontology annotation, cellular component: cytoplasm. Gene Ontology annotation, molecular function: oxidoreductase activity, acting on NAD(P)H.